Molecule: messenger RNA, 891 nt
Organism: Cetraspora pellucida
Lineage: Eukaryota; Fungi; Glomeromycota; Glomeromycetes; Diversisporales; Gigasporaceae
Source: the annotation of a GenBank genome assembly
AUGUCAGUAUAUGAUAGAAUUAAAGAACGAUCUAAGGAAUACAAUUUUACGCAAGAAGAAAUUGACAUUCUCAAUCGUGCAAAAUCAAAAUUUUCUAUGCAUAUGAGGAUAGGUUCUUUGGCUGGUUUAGUCGUUGGUGGUGCUAUUGCAAAAGUUCAAAAAAUUAGAACUUUUGGCACUAUUUGGUUAUGCUUUGGCACUACUUUGUUUGGUAGCCAGGCAGGAAUGGUGACAGGGUCGAUAGCUAGCAUUAAUAUGAUAAAAUCAUCGCCAAAUUCACAACGUAUCAUGGAAUUUAUUAAUGAAAUGCAGUUGAGUUUUUGUUUAGAAUAUAAUUACCUUAAACGGCACCUUAUAUUAUUACAGCAUCUUCCACCGCGUCGUACACUGCAUCCUCCGGAUCAACCUACAAAUUCUGAUGGUUAUAGAUUUGAAAAUGGAAAUCAAUCCACUCUAGCUGAUGAAUUUGAGAAAGAGAAUAAGCCUCAACAUUCUUUUCACCAAGGACCUUACGAUAAUUCUGGAAAUUCCACGAUAAUGACAGAUGAGAUGGUUAGAGACAUUAAUGCAAAUGAGAGUGAUUAUAAUUAUGGUCAUCCACAAAAGCCACUUCACAAAUCUUCACAAGAUAAUUACUGGAAUAAAAUUCGAACACAGAACACAACUUCAACUACUUGGGACAAAAUCCGUUCAAAUGCUAAACUUGAACAACAAAAGCAAAUUAAUGAUGAUAAUUCGCGACAACAAAAAUUCGCCAGUAAGACUGAUGUUGAUGGUGAUAGAUAUUCUAUGGGUUUACCAAGAACUAGAGAAGAAUUUGAUGAAUAUCGCCGUGGUGGUAAAAUUAAAACAAACCAAUUUGGGGAUACAGAAAUUCGAUAUGACGAAUGA